AUGGAAGCUUCACUUCCUUACCACGAGCCCUCAAUAACAACCAUUGCCGUACUUUCAGGGUUUCUGAUUCUCUUGAAUCUAAUCAAUCAUGGUCUCGAUAAACUUGCCUACUGUGGUCUAAUUGGCCAAGUCGCAAUAGGGAUAGCUUGGGGUACGCCAGGGUCGAAAUGGCUAUCUCGCGAUGUUGAAAGUGCUGUAGUACAGCUAGGAUACCUUGGUUUGAUUCUUGUAGUAUUCGAAGGAGGCCUUUCAACUUCUUUCAAAUCUCUAAAAGCUAACCUCGGUCUCUCAUCUGCCGUUGCGACGACUGGAAUCUUGCUUCCUAUCGGCUUCUCUUUCGCAGUCAUGUCUAUGCUCAACGCAACUCCCCUUCAAGCCUUUGCAGCAGGCGCCGCACUUUGCUCUACAAGUCUUGGCACAACAUUCACCAUCCUCGGCACAAGCGGCCUUUCUUCAACUCGUCUCGGCAUCGUCUUGACCAGUGCUGCCAUGAUGGAUGAUGUGGUUGGCCUUAUCAUGGUCCAGGUUAUCUCUAACCUCGGUGGCGAUACUUUCGACGCCUUCACUGUUGUUAGACCAAUUACUGUCUCUCUGUCUCUUGCGAUUGUGAUUCCUAUCCUCUGCAGAUUUAUCAUUGUGCCAGUCACCCUCCAUCUCAACUCUUACCGCAAGGCAAACCCAUCUACCAUGGUUUCGAAACUUUUUGGUAUGGAACAAACUGCUUUCGUUAUUCAUACAGGCUAUCUUCUUGGUGUGGUUAUUGGAGCAACUUUUGCUGGUACUUCGGGUCUCUUGGCCUCCUACAUCGCUGGUGCAAGCAUUAGUUGGUGGGACUCUGAGGUACAGCACUUGACGUUGGAUACAGAUAAUCUUACAACCAUAGAACCUGAAGAGAGUCCAACAAUCGAUCAUCAGAUUGGAGAAGGGCCUUCUACUCAAACGCCUUCACCCAAGAUAAUGAAAGGCGGUUCAGGUGCAGAGGUCUUUCACCAUUAUUUCGAGUCUGCCCUGCAGCGAAUUCUCAAGCCUUUUUUCUUUGCAUCCAUUGGAUUUUCCAUCCCUAUCACCCAAUUGUUCACAGGGUCCACGGUCUGGCGUGGUGUCGUCUACACGAUUCUAAUGAUAAUUGCAAAACUCGCUUGUGGACUAUGGCUUAUUUCCUUUGCCAGUCCUUUCCGGGCCUUCAUUCGACCUGUUCGAAAUAUUAUACCUACACUCAAAAAGUCUUCAAAGACUCUGGCACCUGGUGCUCAAUGCACUGAUAGCUUAGCACACGAAGGGUCCAGUGAUUCCAUACAGCAACCUCAAGAACGCGACAGCGUUCCUCUUCAGCCACUUACAGACACGGAUAUAUCCCAGGUCUCUCCUCACACACGCAACUCAACACCGAAGCCUGAAAAGGCGCUUUCACUUUACCCAGCGUGUAUCGUUGGAAUGGGCAUGGUAGCUCGAGGAGAGAUUGGGUAUUUAAUUUCAGCGCUGGCUGAGAGCAAGGGUAUCUUUGGACGUUCAGAGAAUGGCCAACCAUCUGAAAUAUUUCUCGUUGUAACAUGGGCUAUCACACUUUGCACGAUAAUUGCGCCAAUUGCCGUUGGGAUUGUUGUGAGUCGUGUUAGACAACUGGAGUAUGGAAGCAAAAAGGCCAAGGGCGAAAGUAAAAGAAAUGUUCUGGGGGCUUGGGGAGUCAGCUAG
Messenger RNA from Fusarium poae, 1692 nucleotides. RefSeq lists its product as uncharacterized. Gene Ontology annotation, cellular component: membrane. Gene Ontology annotation, biological process: proton transmembrane transport. Gene Ontology annotation, molecular function: antiporter activity. The coding region runs from base 1 to 1692 and encodes 563 amino acids. The transcript is spliced from 3 exons. The record is from RefSeq and is a predicted model, not a curated record. Lineage: Eukaryota; Fungi; Ascomycota; Sordariomycetes; Hypocreales; Nectriaceae.